Molecule: messenger RNA, 492 nt
Organism: Penicillium chermesinum
Lineage: Eukaryota; Fungi; Ascomycota; Eurotiomycetes; Eurotiales; Aspergillaceae
Product: prefoldin subunit 5
Exons: 4
Coding region: 1-492 (163 amino acids)
Biological process (GO): regulation of DNA-templated transcription; protein folding
Cellular component (GO): cytoplasm; prefoldin complex
Source: RefSeq, a predicted model, not a curated record
AUGUCCUCUGAGUCAGGCUCUGGAGGAGCUCCACCCGGUGCCAUCGACCUAGCCACCCUCUCCCUCCCGCAGCUGCGCGCCCUCCAAACCCGGCUUACGUCUGAAUUGGAGCAUCUUACCUCCUCCCACCAAAAGCUGCGUGCCGCACAGGCCAAGUUCCGCGAAUGUGUGCGUUCGAUCAGUGAUGGAGUGACUGGGUCUGAGAAGCAGGGCACGAAGGGCCGCGAUGAGAUCCUCGUCCCUCUUACGAGCUCGCUAUACGUCAAGGGUCGGUUGACGGACCGAGAGAAGGUGCUCGUUGAUGUUGGCACAGGAUUCUAUGUUGAGAAGACCCCGGAAAAAGCGACUGCUUUCUAUGAAGACAAAGUGAAGGGCUUGGAUGCAAACUUACAGGAGCUGGAGAAGAUCGUACAGGGCAAGAGCUCCCAGCUGCGGGUGACAGAAGAAGUCCUAAGACAGAAGAUGCUUGCGGGAGAAGCUGCACAAGGUUAA